UUGUGGAAACUCGAUCUCGCAGGUCGCGGUCGGUGAAGUCAACCGCGCCGGCGACACGAAGGAAAGCGUAGAAUUUUGCACAUGGAUUCCCAGACGCAGAACACGUCGUUGCAGAGGCUUCAAAAUGUCGAGAAGAGAAUCGUUAGGGUUUUGGAAUUGGCGGGAGGAGUAAUGGACGAGCUUUCGAACCCUGCGGGGCCCAGAAAGGAGUUCGUCAACAACCAUUGCCGCGAAUUCAUGCAAUUGAUCAAGGAUAUCCAAGUGUCAUUGAGGGAAGAAAUCAAAAGCGCAUGUGAUUAUCGUCCCUUCGAGAAGUGCGAUUACAGUUCCAGAAUAGCCAAUGAGAUCUGUUGCAAGAAACUGGAAUAUGUUAUCUCUCAGUUGGAUGGGAUGAAACAAACCAUUGAUGAAUAUCAUGCUGCAAUUUAAAGAUGUAGGAAAGAGAACAGAAGAAGUAGCUAGAGCUUUUGAUUUUUACUUGGAGUAUAGAGACAGAGGUUCCGGGGGUUUAAUCCCAUGAGGUGCUUGGAUUACUUUCUUUGGUGUAGAAAUAGAGAUGAUAUUUGGAUCUGCUUAUGUAAUCUUGAUCCCUAUAGCUUUAUCACAUCCUAAGUAUUUUGGUUUUAUUAUA
Messenger RNA from Morus notabilis, 631 nucleotides. RefSeq names its product mediator of RNA polymerase II transcription subunit 11. The record is from RefSeq and is a predicted model, not a curated record. Gene Ontology annotation, biological process: regulation of transcription by RNA polymerase II. Gene Ontology annotation, cellular component: mediator complex. Bases 82 to 429 code for a protein of 115 amino acids. NCBI's taxonomy places the organism in Eukaryota, Viridiplantae, Streptophyta, Magnoliopsida, Rosales, Moraceae. The transcript has 3 exons. Gene Ontology annotation, molecular function: transcription coregulator activity.